AUGGCACAUGAGGACGUGAGCCUCGAGCUCCACUCCUCUGAGUUUGAGGACUCGGAGGCAGAAGGGAACUCGAGCACCAAUCCCUACGCACGGUUUGAGAAUGCUGGUAGGAGAACUCGAGAAGAAAUCCUUCUACACCAGGCAACCGACCGCGUCGAUUCGAAGAAGGCAGUUCGAAAGCAGUCUUACCUCCAUGGCGCUCCCAGUUCAGCCUAUCAACAAUCCUACAUCAAGACCAAUGUCGAUGCGUUCAUGAACACCAUCAAUCAUGACCCCAAGACAUGCCUCUCCGGUGAAAAUAUUCAACGAUUCAUCGUCACCUUGGUCAAAAGGCUCAAGCCUUGUCACAAGACGAAGCCCGUGGUCAGCAUUGAAACAAUCAAGGACUACUGGUAUCAGCUUAUCUGCUACCUACGCUUUCAAUACAAAGACAUAAGCACUCACUAUGGAACUCACGAAGUAUCUAGAAUCAACGCAUAUCUCAGUCAGCAAGUCUCAGCAGGGAAUUUGACCAAAGGCCAAUGGGUUUCCAAGCAAUGGGCUGGUUUCAAUCUCGUGCAGAGAAUGACCCGAGACUACUUCCGAUCAGCUUUUCAAAACGGGGUUCACAACUGGGACGUUACAAUUCAACGUGUGCUUGGUAUCAUGCUACAAGUCGCCUGCAGUGCUCGUCCAGGUGAUGUGGCAAGAACAUAUCUUUAUCAAGGCGAUCAAUAUGUCAAAUGGAAAGACAUCGAGUUGAGGCUUGACAAGGAUGCGUCCAGCAUCCAACAACUCCGUGCCAAGGUCACAUUGAGAUUCACGAAAGGGUUGAAGGACACGACCAACGUAGAUGAGAUCAAGUGGUUCGACCCACUAGACGAUCCCUCUCAAAGCACAAGUUGCACUGUCAAGCUUCUGAUCAUCCAUGCUCUGCGUCAGGGUAAUACGUAUGGUCGUACCCUUGCGGAGGUCCUGAAACAUACAUCGGGCCAGAGGGGUCGACUGGUGCAAUGGCGAUUCCCGGACCGUCCCGUUCUUUGCAAGAUCAAGAGAGCCCACCUCCUUGACUAUGACCAUCCAGCCGGAACGUCGCAGGCUCGUGAUACCAUGGGUGUCAUGUCAUGCAUCACAGGUCUCCUGAAGCCCAUCACACCGCAGGCACUCCGUCGUGGAUCGGCACGCGAUAUUGCUCACUUGAACAAACCUCUUAAAGGUACGGCCAGUAAAGCUGUGGCUUCUGGAUUGGGUCAUAAGCGUAAGAGUCUCAACACUGGUGUGACUGAAGGCUACGUGGGUCCCGCCCAAGAGCAGACUUUCAAUGCCAGAGCAAAAGCGCCUUUCCAGGACCGCUUGGCUCCCGAGUGGCGAGAGGCAGAAGCUGAUGAGCGUCUGCCACCUAUCCGGCGUCCAACCUUUGCAAAUCGUGAGAUAGAUGCCUUGGCAGCAGAAAAAGGAAUCGACGCUGUCGGAUCUGCUCGCCGCUCCUUGAUCAAGGAACUCCGCCUCAAGGAUCAGGCACAGCGUGCUCCUCUUCCGAAACGGAAUCUCGCCCAAGACAAUCAUGCAACCAAAAAGCGUAAGACCAGCUCGACCGCGGUACCCGACGAUGCUACGACUGGCACCUCUACUGCAUCAGGCGGCUCCAACAACCCUCGCCUGCCGCUGAGAGGGCUCACUGAUUCCGAGAUUAAUGUGCAGGCCCCUAAACACACAGUACCUCGACAGCUGAUUGAUCCUGAACUCCUUGCGCCCUCUGCUACCGCAGUCCUCAGUACUCAACAAGCAUUGGACGAGAGCGUUCCGGAACGACGCAUUUCCGACAUGGCUCUCGAAGAUAUGGAGCAGCUCUCAGUUGACACCUCGAGCGUCAACAUAGUUCAGCAAUUCAUUACGCCUGCCGCUGCCGGACCCUCUGACUCUGAAAACGAUUCUAUAAAUCCCGAGGAGGCCCAGGCUUUGGAGCAUGAUCUAUUAAUGGCGUCCAUCGGCUCCUUGAUGACAGAAGAAGCCUUCAACACGCCGUGGGAGCUCGCAGGUGAUGCCUUUGUUGACCAUUUUGCCGCCAUCAACGAGUUCAGAAUCAUUGGCAAGUGGGAUCACAAUGAUGCUGAGGAGAUUGCAAAGCACGUUCCUACCGGAGGGAGCAGAAACGACCCGGUCGCUUUUCUACACCACUGCAACAAAGGGUGUGGCUAUGCUAGAUGGGAUCCCUACGUUGUUCAGAAGCAUCAAGCCACUUGCACCGGCCCCGAUGGUCAUGACGUCGAGCAAGACACAGUACACGAGGAACACCGCUGUUCAGAGGAAGGCUGCGGCAAAGUUUUCAAAAACCGAAAGGCUCUGCUCAAUCACAAGUACCAGACGCAUGAAUGGAAACCGCGCAAAUGUCAAUCAGGCUGUGAUCCAGACACAUCACCAGUGUAUCAAACCUAUUAUGAGUACUGCAAACAUCAAAGAACGGAGCACGACGGUCUGCCCCAACCUCAGCAAUGUCCACUCAUUCAAGAUUGUGGUUUGGAGUUGGUAUUCGAGCGGUGCAACCUACUAAGUAUUCAUUUGAAGUACAAACAUCAACUCAACGCACUCGAGGUACAACAAUACCUUCCGGAGCGCAAGGUCAAUGUAGGGUGGUCUAAAAAGCGUGAUGUCAAAAAGACGGAGCCACGUCAAUGUCCCAAGUCUGGCUGCAAGCUUGAGGCUCCUUUCACACAACUAUCCAGCCUCCGAGACCAUCUGAAGACUGCUCACGGAAUGCCAGACGAAGAGGCCGUUAUCCUGGCAGAGGAAACCCUCAACAAAAAAAUGCGAAAACGAAAACCACCUACAGCUGUCAAUUGCCCAGAAAUGGACUGCAAAUCGACGGCGUCGUUUACCCAGGUUGCCAAGUUACGUAAGCACUUUGCCAUGGUGCAUAAGCUUUCAUAG
Messenger RNA from Exophiala spinifera, 2907 nucleotides. RefSeq lists its product as uncharacterized. Bases 1 to 2907 code for a protein of 968 amino acids. The record is from RefSeq and is a predicted model, not a curated record. NCBI's taxonomy places the organism in Eukaryota, Fungi, Ascomycota, Eurotiomycetes, Chaetothyriales, Herpotrichiellaceae. The transcript has 4 exons.